Messenger RNA from Neltuma alba, 2381 nucleotides. RefSeq lists its product as uncharacterized. Bases 190 to 1392 code for a protein of 400 amino acids. The record is from RefSeq and is a predicted model, not a curated record. The transcript has a single exon. Lineage: Eukaryota; Viridiplantae; Streptophyta; Magnoliopsida; Fabales; Fabaceae.
GAGCUCCCCUCUCCCUCCCAGAUUCACUAAUUUCAACUUUCUCGUGCACAUCACAUCGCUUCCUUCGUUCUUUCUGUCUUCGUUCAACACAAAAGAAGAAAGAGCCGAAAGGAUAUCUUUCCGGCACCGCAGGGAGGUCACGGGGCACAGACCUAUUGAAACAAACAUAGAAGUUCAAGCCACACAGCAAUGGUCGACGUGGACACGAGGAUGGCCGGUCCAAACCCGGCUCAUAUUGCUGGCCUCCGGCGCCUUUCCGCUCGAGCGGCUUCCGUUUCUGCCACCGCCGCUUCCUCCCUUCCCGUACGUAACGGUCUUCUCUCGUUCUCUUCUCUAGCCGACAAAGUCAUAACCCACCUCUGCAACUCGGGCAUACAGGUGCAACAAGGCCUCUCCGACACAGAGUUUGCUCGAGCCGAGGCCGAGUUUGGCUUUGUAUUUCCUCCAGACCUUCGUGCUGUUCUCACUGCCGGCUUGCCCGUCGGCCCCGGUUUCCCUGACUGGCGCUCAGUCGGGGCUCGUCUUCAUCUUCGUGCCUCGCUGGACCUUCCAAUCGCCGCGAUCUCCUUUCAGAUUGCCAGAAACACCCUCUGGUCCAAGACUUGGGGUCCCAGACCAUCUGAGCCCGAAAAGGCAUUGCGGGUCGCUAGAAAUGCACUGAAGAGAGCCCCUCUUCUGAUACCCAUCUUCAACCAUUGCUACAUUCCCUGUAACCCCUCUCUCGCGGGCAACCCAAUAUUCUUCGUAGACGAGAAUAUGAUCUUCUGUUGCGGUUUGGAUCUCUCGGAUUUUUUCGAGCGCGAGUCCCUGUUCAGGAGUUCCGAAUCCAAUCCUCAGAUGCUGAAAAAACAGAGUUCCGUCAGCGAGAAAUCUGCCGGUUCAUCCCACAAUUUAUCUCGGAGAAGCCUGGAUACGGGAAUCGUUAGCGGAGGUAGAACGCCGAGGUGGGUCGAGUUUUGGAGCGACGCAGCCAUCGAUCGUCGGAGGAGAAACUCAUCUUCGUCGACAUCGUCGUCGCCGGACAGGUUUUUUGAGGUGCCUCGGUCCAAAAUACCCAAAUGGGUAGAGGGGUACAUAGGGCAAAUAGGGUCGGUUCUGAGAGAAGGCGGGUGGUGCGAAUCGGACAUAUCCGAAAUCGUGGAGGUGUCGGCGUCGGGAUUCUUCCAAGGAGAUAUGGUGUUGUUAGAUAAUCAGGCGGUGCGGGAUGCCCUGCUGUUGAAAGCGGACAAGCAUUCGGACUCUCUUAGAAAAGCGGGGUGGAGCUCCGAAGAGGUGUCAGAGGCCUUAGGAUUUGAUUUUCGACCGGAGAAGGAACGGAAACCGGCUAAGAAGCUAUCCCCCCAGCUGGUUGAGAAAAUAGGCAAACUUGUGGAAUCGGUUUCCCGGUCGUAACAGUUUGGCUCGGCUGGGGAGAUUUUCCUUCUUGUUUUUCCUUAGCUAAACAAAUUAAAAAAUACGGUGGUGUUAAGGCUAAAGAGGCCUCGGGGUUUGCAUUCCCCUAUCUUGGGGUUAAAACAUUUUGGGAAACGCCAGUUGUCCGAGGAAAUGAAUUCGGAAUUACACGUGUUGAACCUUCCGCCAUUCAAUCUAGAUUGAAAAAUAUAGACGUUACAUAAUUAAUGAAUCAAUUGUUGCAUUUAGACUUGCUCGCGGCCGAAUGUAUUAUCGGCGAUAUGUAAUUUUGGUGGUUAGGCAAGGGGGCAGGGCACGUGCGUGUAUCCUUUUAAUAGAAAGGAGGGCUCCACUCGUUUUGCUCAGUCUCAGUCUCAGUGAUCCGAUCCGUUUUCAGAAGCCGAAAGGAUAAUGAGUUAGCCAUGAUUUGAUUUCAUUCUGAGCGCGGAACUGGAAGGAGUAGGAGAGAAGGCAGUAUCUUCUUUUAAGAAGCUACUUGUGUGACAGGAAUAAGUGAAUACAAUAUAGAUACCCCUUGGAAUUUGGAAAAGGAAGUGCAUGCAUGAAUGGGAUUUCGCAGGCAGGGUUGAAGGGACAAAGCGAUGACAACCAGAUCUUCGCUCUCUCUCUCUCUGGAUUUGAGAUGGCGAAGAAAAGCCUGCCCGAGUUAUGGAGCAAAUAAAUUAAUCCAAGGGGAGAAGGGCAGCCCUGGAAGUUUGCGAGGUGAGAGGGUCCACGUGAUUGGGCCCCCGAUAAUUUCCUUGCAGCUUUGAGCCUAACCCACACACAGCCGGGCAGAGAGCUUCAGAAGCACAUCGGGCGCGGGCAAUGAGCAGUCAAACACUUGGUUCUACUUAGGCGUUUGCUUCUUGUUUGCUUCGUUUUGUAAGCAUUGGUAGGUAGCAUCUAGCGCGUACGGCAGCAACUGUACAUUUGAUUUGGUUCGCACUAUCUCCAAGCUAGAUUCAUGAACGAUUUUCCCCGAGAAA